AUGACAACUUGCUCUGAUGAUGCUCGUUGUAUGAUGCACUUUUUCACCGGAAUCGAAGAAGACUACCUCGCAAAUCGCAUCAGCAUGGAUCUUCCAGUUGAGCCAAUCGACAGCUGGUUAAGAGGAAUCUGCCGUCGUCUUUUCGUGGAACCGACGAUAGAAUCUCUUCACCAAACACUUUCUCUCGAAAUGAAAGUAAGCUCAACAAUUAUUAAAAUGGAAACCUAUUAUACCUUGAUGGCCCUGGUCCGACGACAGUUUAUGCUUUCAUUAUUCACCGUUGUAAUUGGUACAGACUUGCAGUUGCAUACAUGUACAUACGCGCACAUAAAUACAAGAUUUAUAGCAAAUAUAAUAAACCAAAUCAUUUUUUAUCAUUUUGGCCACACCAUCCUCAUCUUCAUAUCUUCGAAAAAAACUAAUAAGUUAGAUGAGAUGUAUUCACCGUAUUUUGUCUAA
Messenger RNA from Protopolystoma xenopodis, 459 nucleotides. The record is from the annotation of a GenBank genome assembly. NCBI's taxonomy places the organism in Eukaryota, Metazoa, Platyhelminthes, Monogenea, Polystomatidea, Polystomatidae.